CAACACCCCAUACCGCGAAAAUGGAGAGUCCACACGAACAGCAGCAAGCGCUGCUUCUUUCGCGAAUUAUCAACAAUAUCGAGAAACUCAAUGAGUCCGUAAUGGUCAUGAACAAAAGCCUCCAGGAGGUUAAUGUUCAGAACAUGAAUGUCGAGCUGGUGGCGCAGAUGUUCAAGAACUACCAGUCCAAUGUUCUGUUCCACCUGGAAGCAACGGAGAGUCUGAAGGACCCGUCAUAAAGGUUGGAGGUGGGGAUCUAACUUGAGGACAUUUUAUCCUUUCAAGGUAACGAGGACAUGAAUAAUUCUGGGAUUUGGUGUUGCACCGGGCAAGGUCACAAAGAAUGAAUAUCAAUUGACAUUAAAGUGCUUCGAUAAUAGUCAACAACAAAUCGACCACCAAUUUGUCUAUCA
This is a messenger RNA of Aspergillus campestris IBT 28561, 413 nucleotides long. Its product is annotated as DASH complex subunit DAD4. Gene Ontology annotation, cellular component: DASH complex; mitotic spindle. The record is from RefSeq and is a predicted model, not a curated record. The coding region runs from base 21 to 239 and encodes 72 amino acids. Lineage: Eukaryota; Fungi; Ascomycota; Eurotiomycetes; Eurotiales; Aspergillaceae. Gene Ontology annotation, biological process: attachment of spindle microtubules to kinetochore. The transcript has 5 exons.